Messenger RNA from Brassica rapa (field mustard), 2299 nucleotides. RefSeq lists its product as uncharacterized. NCBI's taxonomy places the organism in Eukaryota, Viridiplantae, Streptophyta, Magnoliopsida, Brassicales, Brassicaceae. The record is from RefSeq and is a predicted model, not a curated record.
AGGUUUGGAACAUUUGUUAUCUUCGUUUCUCUGGAGAAUAACAAUUUUAUAGUUGUUAGUGCACUGAUUUAGUGAGUAUAUAAAAUUUUAUUAAUUUAAUAGAUAAAAAAAUUAGAACGAUAUCCACGUACCAGAUAAGAAAGUUUAACAUAUAUUAAUAUAAAUGUAUAAUGUAGUUAGAAAUUUUAAAACAACACGAAAGAUGAUUCUUAUUUUCUGACCAAACUCUGCGUCCAUCCAAAUCUACACAAACCAUUAUUCUAUAUAUCAAUAUAUGUAAUUUGCAAAGAAAUCAGGAGAAAACAAAUAAAUAGCAAUGGUCACGUACAUGUUUAUUCACCUUUGUUUUUUAUCUAAUGUUGCAACUGCUCAAUGAAAAUUUGAAAAGUAUCAAAUAGUAUUAUUUUAGUUUUUUUUUCUAACAAAUAGUAUUAUUUUAGUUAUAGGAUGACAUCUAAUUACCUAUUCUUGAAUCUGGUCCAAGCUAACUGACCUAAUUAUGACAUCAUGUAAUAGAUUAGCAGAUAAUAAAUUGAACAGCCCAUAUGCUUUUAAUCACUGUUUCCCUAACCUCAUAAUAUUUUUUUCAUAUUAAUGUUGUAAAUAUAUUGCAAAGAACAAUGGGAGCAAAAAAAUUGCAGUUUACAUAUUUAAAAAUCUUAUUAGAUGACUGUUUACUUUUAUAACUUUUACUUUCAUGUAUACAUACCCACAAAUAACAAAGAAAGGUAAAUAGCAAGAUAUAGAAGCUUUGUUCUACAAAAAAAUGAAUAUUGAAGAUAAGUUGAAUACCAUCGUGAUCGAAACCAGGAAAUCUACAAUCAAACUAAAUUUGACUAUCACCAAAAUGUAUAAUUUAAUAGAAACCAAACCUUAGAUACAUGUAUAUAAUAUAUAGAGUAGACAAUAGUGGAUGGUGGUGGUGGAACCACUUAAUACGAUUUCACCUUCCCUAUAUAUCUCCCACAGAAAAACAAAAUACAAUGAUUAAAAAAUCGUGUCAAACCAAAUGUCUUUUUUUUUUCAAGUGUCAAACCAAAUGUCCUAACUCGAGUAUCUAUUCUCAUCGGAAUCACUUCUUACGUUUUCUCUCACUAAAUUCAUACCUAAAGAGUUUUGUAAUUUUUGUUUGGCCAGAAGAAGAUGGAGUCUGGUAAUAGUAGUAGCAUGCAAUCUUCAAGCGGAGGAGGAGGAGGAGGAGAAGAAUACGAUUCUCGCGCCGGUGAUCAAUCCAUCUCAGCCUUCUUCGACCACCACAACCACCACGUGGUAUCUUUACCUCGGCCACAACAAAACCACAUCAACCCCCUUCACUUCGACCACAACAACUCUCUAUUACAACAAAAUUACUUCAAUAGUAACAGCAACGGUACCUUCUUGCCCGUAAACCAACAAUCCGACCCGGUUACUCAACCUGAACUCCGAACCUUCACCACCACGUCAUCAGUUCCUCCUAACAACGUAGGAGUAACCAAGAAAACCAAGAAAAGAUCUCGAGCAUCAAGGCGAGCACCAACGACGGUUCUAAAGACGGAUACUUCGAAUUUCCGAGCGAUGGUUCAAGAGUUCACAGGGAUCCCAUCUCCGCCGCUAUUCAACAACAACUCCGUCGUGAACACCACGCGCCUCAAGACAUUCCUCGGCUUGUCUUCUUCAUCGCCAAACUCUUACUACAACAGCAGCAACAACAACAUCUUGUUACAACCUUUCGCUCAAAAACUCCUCCCAACGUCUCCUCUCCUCUCCGGAUCACAGAUUCAGCAAUAUCAAAACCCUAACAACAGCUUUGAGGAUAUGAAUCUACAGUCUCUUCUUCAAACUCAGAUUUCAAACCCUAGAAGCAAUAUUCAGUUUGGUCUUGGUAUGUUGCAGAGUCAAUCUAUUACUCCUCAGACGACGACCACAGUGGCUAACGGGAACAAAACCACUGGUGAAAAUGGUGGUUACGGUGUUUCUGAUCAUGAUCAUAAUAAUGACAAUACUUGGUUAUGUUCAUCUUCCGACCAAAGAACAUAGAAGUGUUUAUAACUUUAUAUAUACACAUUGUCCGAAUUCCGGAAUAUCCAAGCUAAUCUCUUGGCAUAUGCUUAUUCAUUUCAACAAAUUAAAGAUAGCAUGUGUAGGAUAAUUAAGUUACUAGUUUAUGAUUCUAUAUAUGUUCGUAUGAUUAAACACUUUUUGAAUAAUUAUUUUUAAUUUUAGGGUUCUUUCAAAAUUAGUUAAUCCAUGCUUCUUAUUUUGUUUUAUCUUAGUUUUCCAUAGUACCUCUUGGUAAGUAUUUGUUUGUAGUUGGAUUACA